CCGCGGCGGGCUCAGUUCUUGUUGCAUCACCAACGAGUGCACGCGUCAAAAUGUUUUCGCCGCGAUUGUUUGCGGUACUCGCUAUCCUUGCGACGGCCGCCGCCGUGCCGGCUACCGACCGGCCGGUGCCCAAGCCGGUCACCACGAUAACCGACGACGACAUUAGCGAACCUUACGACAACCCGUGGUUUAGCUUCCCUCUCUUUGGAAAUCUCUUCGCGCCUCUGUGGAAAUUGUUCCCCACUUUCGCCGACAUCGGACCCAGAAUCACCGCUGACGACGACAAGUUCCAAGUUGUUGUGAAUGUUAAGGACUUCAAGAAAGAAAACCUGAAGGUCAAGGUCGAUGGUGGCUUCAUCUUCGUCCAGGGCUCUCACGAGGCUAAACAGGACGACCAUGACAUCUUCGCCAGCCAGUUCUUCCACACCUACGCAUUGCCGGUCAACUCCAGCAGCGCUGAUGUUACUGCCGAGUUAACGAGUGAUGGAAACCUUGUAGUCACAGCCCCCAUCACGAACAGCAGCGAAAAAUCUUCAAAGGUGGACAGAGAAGUUACUAUUGUUGAGACAGGCAAGCCAUUUAAACCAGAAGAGGUUGAAAAGGCGACAACUCUGCCUCCCGCGACCACAGUAGCUGAGGACGAGGAAAGGAAAGAGCCAACGACCCCCUCUGAAGGAAAGGAAGAAGUAACCGAGAAAGAUAAUGUAAUCCCUCACGGAAGCGACGCUGCAGUAUAAAGUGAUAAAUUAGAUUAAGUAUUUAAUUAUAAAUUAGUAUUAUAAUAAAAUAUUUUUUUGUAUUUU
Helicoverpa zea (corn earworm) is the source of this 803-nucleotide messenger RNA. Its product is annotated as alpha-crystallin A chain-like. Bases 51 to 737 code for a protein of 228 amino acids. Lineage: Eukaryota; Metazoa; Arthropoda; Insecta; Lepidoptera; Noctuidae. Gene Ontology annotation, molecular function: protein folding chaperone. The transcript has a single exon. Gene Ontology annotation, biological process: protein refolding; response to heat. The record is from RefSeq and is a predicted model, not a curated record.